Molecule: messenger RNA, 1998 nt
Organism: Rhineura floridana
Lineage: Eukaryota; Metazoa; Chordata; Lepidosauria; Squamata; Rhineuridae
Gene: TMEM268
Product: transmembrane protein 268
Exons: 8
Coding region: 94-1077 (327 amino acids)
Source: RefSeq, a predicted model, not a curated record
ACAAAGCGACAUCCCAGCGGAAGAUGUGGGUGCACAGAGCUGGAUCUUUCGCUGUCUGAUAACCAGAAUUCUUGAGUGGAGCUUCUCUUCGUUAUGGCUUGCUGGAAAAGCCAAGGCAGCAUGUCUAAGGAAGACGGAUUACCCUUCUCAGUCUCUUACAGCUGGACCCAAGAAGAGGAACACUCUGACUCCUGCAAGAAAGAGCUUCUCAACGGGCAAGUGCUCAUGGUUCUCACAGCACAUGACUCCUGCUUUUCCACCCUUUUCGAUAUGAAUCUUUGGGCAGAGAGAAUGAAGACUAUGGGAAUUCAGGUGACAUCCGACCAGUGGAGAAAUUUAAUUCAGCCUGCCGUGCUGGAGCCAGAGGUGAGAAAGCACCUGUUCUACAACUCCAGAGCAUUUGGGAUCACAAUUGCCGUGGUUUUCUACGUGACUCUCUGGAUCAAUCUUUAUUCUGUCCUGCAGAUAUAUUCCAUAGGGCGAUCUUGGGUAGUCAGUAUUCUGGUCACGGCGGUCGCCCUAGCGGCUGCCUUGAUCAUCAGACUCAUAAUUCACCUGCGACAAAGUAAGUUGAAUGUGAAUACUGACAUGAGGCUGGCGGCUGCCAAUGAAGCUUUCAUGGAAAAUGACUUUCUGGUGGGAUUCACAGAUAUCCCGGACAAACAUCGCAGCGUCCCACGGCUAUGCUUCGUUCAUUUCGUUGUGGGUCCCUGCCUUCAAUCCUUGGCGGACUCUGUGGCAGAAAUGAAGUGGAAUCAGGAGUCUGCUCUGAAGCACCAUCUGAAAGAACUCUGCAUUGUAAUUGAGAUUCCUGUCCUUCCAAGCCAGGAAAAAGAGCUGGGAAGCUCUUUGGAGGACUCCCCACUGUUGCCUGAAGUGAGCAGCACCAGAGGGGCCUUGACGUGCCAAGAAUACCUCCAUCUUGUCCCAGACGAAGCCCCCAAGGCAGAGGGGGAUUCGGACAUUUUCAUCUCCGCCGUAAGGGGAGUUUGUGAAUCUGUCUUCAUGAUGGCCUGUGAUGAUGAUGAUGCAAGAGGAAAUGCCCCUCGUGGACUCGGGGACAUCAUAGUUUCUUGAGAAGAAGUAGGGCAGGAUCCUGUUCCAGAGAAGAGGCUCCAUGCAGGCUUUUAUCGUCAUUUUUUAACAGGCUGAUCCUGGACGGGAAUGUUGCAUGAUGCAGGUGACUCAACUCUUUUGGGCGGGCCUUGUCAUGUACUUACUGGUGGAACUGCACAAGCAAAGGGGGGGUUGAAAAUGAGAAGGAAACAGUAGCCAAAGUUUCUAAGAUCUGUAAGCAUACCCUUUGGACUUCAGGAGAGAGCGCUAUAGCCAGAAGAAAGGUUUCACUGAGUCCUCACAGAAGCAGACGAUUGCCUUCCACUGAAUCAGAAACAUUGAUCCAUCAAGCACAGUAGUGCCUACACUGACUGGCAGCAGCUCUCCUGGAAUUUAGGCAGAGGUCUUUCCCAGCCCUAUCUGGAAAUGUCGGGGAUUGAACCUGGGACCUUCUGCAUGCAAAGCAGAUGCUCUGAAGCUGAGCCACAGCCUUUCCCUGCAGGAGCAUAGAAAGCUGCCAUUGGCCUAUCUAGCUCAGCACUGCUCUUCACCUUCUGUCCUCAAAUGUGGUUGGACUACAACUCCCAUCAUCCCCAGCCAGCUUAGCCACAGGUCAAGGGAUCAUGGGAGUUGUAGUCCAACAACAUCUGGAGACCCAGACUUGAAGGACAAUGGUCUACCAUGCAGUACAAUAACAUCUGGAGGGCCACAGGUUCCCCAUCUGUGAUCUACAGCUCGAAGGGUGAAUGCAAUCAGUUAGAAUUCGACUUCUUAAAAAAGAGAGGGGGGGUGCUGCUGGACUACAACUCCCAUCAUCCUUGGCUGUUAGCCAUAGUGUCUGGGGCUGAUGGGAGUGGUAGUUUCCACCCCCAGCUCCGUGACGUGCAUCUGGAUAUGUUUUUGAGUAGUGUUAACUUUGUCCAAUAAAUGAAUGAAUCUGUA